AUGUUUUCUGCAGCUUCAGUCAGAGGAGCAAGACACAGCUCAUUCUGGCUAUACUUAGUUGAACAUGUUCCGACCAUUGCAUAUUUUCCAUCUUUUACUCCUUAUUCCAUACAUCCAAGACAUCUUUCUAAAUUAUGUUCUCCAUCAACUUUUGUUUCACACCUGGGAUCAAGUGUCAUUGGAAGCCAAGGUAAUCAGCCAAACCGCCUACCUUCCAGAUACACAAGUAAUUCAUCAGUUGAACUCAAGACCCUAAAUGAUGUUGUACGGUUCUCUCUGUAUAAGCCUGCCAAUACUAGUUCUGGAAUCAAGAGCCAGAAUCAAAAUAUGAAAAAAUCUAAAAGGGCCAAAGUGAAUGAGCUCAAAUUCUAUCGUUUGAAGGCAAAACAAAAGAUGUAUUCUCCUAAUCCACAAGUUAGAAUUCGCUAUAAGCUUGAAAAGGCCAAGCGAAAGGAAACAUGGUUGAUUGAAAAGCUUAGGAAAUUUGAUGUUCCGAAGCUCCCAGCAGAAACAUUUGAUCCUGAAAUUUUAACCGAGGAGGAGAGGCAUUUCCUGAAGCGCACUGGAGAGAAAAAGAAACACUAUGUUCCAGUUGGGAGACGAGGAGUAUUUGGUGGGGUAGUUCUAAACAUGCAUCUUCACUGGAAGAAUCAUGAGACGGUGAAGGUUAUGCAAGCCCUGCAAACCGGGUCAAGCUCAGGAAUAUGCUCAAGAGCUGGCUCGACUGAGCAAAGGCAUUGUGAUUGA
Vicia faba (fava bean) is the source of this 747-nucleotide messenger RNA. NCBI's taxonomy places the organism in Eukaryota, Viridiplantae, Streptophyta, Magnoliopsida, Fabales, Fabaceae. The record is from the annotation of a GenBank genome assembly.